Messenger RNA from Macadamia integrifolia, 2650 nucleotides. Its product is annotated as ATP-dependent DNA helicase PIF1-like. Lineage: Eukaryota; Viridiplantae; Streptophyta; Magnoliopsida; Proteales; Proteaceae. The transcript has 2 exons. The coding region runs from base 1 to 2208 and encodes 735 amino acids. Gene Ontology annotation, molecular function: DNA helicase activity. Gene Ontology annotation, biological process: telomere maintenance; DNA repair. The record is from RefSeq and is a predicted model, not a curated record.
AUGUUCCCAUAUGUUAUCAAUUUACAACUGCAUCUACCCAAUAGGCAAAUGAUAUGGUACUGGGAGAAACAAGAUUUGAAAAAUGUCCUUCAUUCAGAUAAUACAUAUAAAACAAUGCUGACUGAGUUUUUUCAAAUGAACUGUGUAGAUCCGAAAGCCAAAAAAUUUCUGUAUAGAGAAUUUCCAGAGCAUUAUGUGUGGAACAGGCAAAAAAAAUGCUGGACAGAAAGGAAGAUAAAAGAAUCAAUAGGCCGUGUUAAUUCAACCAAACCUUCAGAAGGAGAGAGAUUCUAUUUAAGAUUGUUAUUAAAUCAUGUAAGAGGGCCGACAUCCUUUCAUAAUCUAAUGUCUAUUGAUGGAAUCGAAUGUUCAUCUUUCAAAGAAGCUGCGCAGAAGAGAGGUCUUCUUAAAAGUGAUAAUGCCAUCUCAGAAUGUUUAGAAGAUUCAGCUUUCUUCAACAUGCCAAUCAUAGUUCGUAAACUUUUUGCAACGAUACUUGUUUAUUGUGAGUCUGGUGAUGUUAGAAAGCUAUGGAGUAAUCAUUAUGAAGCAUUGUCUGAAGACAUUAAGAAAACAAGUGCAGAUUCUGAAUAUCAUACAUUAGAAACAAUAAGAAGUGUGAAUUCUUUCUUACAAAGCAUGGGAAAAAGUAUCAAAGAUUAUGAUUUGCCCCAACUUAAAGAAAAUUGCAAUCAGUUAAAUGGAAAGCAACCAAGAGAAAUUGUAGAUGAAUUUUCUAUAAAAGUUCCUCCAGAAGAUUAUGAUGCGGCAAAUAAGUUGAAUCCCGAGCAAUACAAUGCAUACAAUGAAAUUCUAAACCAAGUGAAUGAUAACCAAAGUGGCAUUUUUUUUAUUGAUGGGCCAGGAGGUACAGGAAAGACAUUUUUAUAUCGUGCACUACUUGCAACGAUAAGAUCAAAGAAUCAAAUUGCUCUUGCAACAGCAACCUCAGGGGUAGCAGCUGCAAUAAUGCCAGGAGGUAGGACAGCUCAUUCAAGGUUUAAAAUUCCAAUCAAUAUCGAUGAUUCAAGUGUUUGCAAUUUUUCAAAACAAAGUGCCACAGCUAAGUUAAUAAGAAAAGCAAAACUUAUCAUCUGGGAUGAAGCGCCAAUGGCAAAACGUCAAGCAAUUGAAGCGCUUGAUAGGACAUUGCAGGAUAUAACAAACAACUCAGAACCAUUUGGAGGAAAGGUUGUCAUAUUCGGAGGAGAUUUUAGGCAAGUACUUCCAGUGGUUCCUCGUGGUACGAGAACAGAAACUGUGGAUGCAAGUUUAGUAAUGUCAUAUUUAUGGCCAAAAAUGAAGAAAUUGCAAUUGACAACCAAUAUGAGGGCAAUCAGUGAUUCUUCUUUCAGUGAAUUUCUAUUACGUGUUGGUAAUGGGGAAGAGCCAACUGAAUAUGAAUAUUUGAUUCACAUACCAAAUGAAAUGGUCAUAAAAUAUGACGAUGAAAAAAAAUCUGAAUAUGAGUUGAUAAAUGCAAUAUUUCCUGCAUUACAACAUCAUGCAUAUUCGACAGAAUACAUUACACAACGAGCAAUCUUAGCUACAAAGAACGAAACAGUAGACAAAUUAAAUGACAAACUUAUUGAUCUAUUUCCAGGAGAUAGUGUUACGUAUUAUAGCUUUGAUUCAGCAAUUGAUGAUGCAGAAACUCAAUAUCCAGAAGAAUUCCUCAAUUCAUUGGCUCCGAAGGGACUUCCACCUCAUAAAUUAGUUUUGAAGAAGAAUUGUCCAAUAAUGCUUUUAAGGAAUUUGAAUCCUUCACAUGGAGAAUAUAAUGGAACCCGUAUGGUCUGUCGUCAAUUUCAAAAAAAUGUUAUCCUAGCAGAGAUUACAAUGGGACAAUUUACUGGUAACCUUGUUCCUCUUCCUAGAAUCCCACUUUCUCCAGCAGAAAAUGAAGGAUAUCCUUUCCAUUUAAAAAGAGAACAAUUCCCAAUUCGGCUUAGCUUUGCAAUGACAAUAAAUAAAGCACAAGGGCAAACAAUACCACAUGUUGGAGUAUAUCUACCCGAAUCGGUUUUUUCACAUGGACAAUUGUACGUAGCAUUAUCAAGAGGUAUAUCAAUGUCAACAACAAAGGUUUUAGUCAAAGACAACAAGGAAGGAAAAAAAACCGGAUCGUAUACAAGAAACAUGGUCUACAAAGAAGUUCUAUUACCAAGAAGGAUCACUGAUUUGACCACAAAUAUUGAUGAAGAGUAAUGUAGUGGAACCUCAACAAAUCGAGACUUUGAGAAAUUUUGAGGCUGUCAACCAGGAAUCACAACAUUCAGAUCACUCAUUGUUUCACGUAAUCACGCUUGUCAGUUGUUGGCAUUUUAGAUUUUUUCUGACAAGAUUGUUCUUCACUUUUAUAGAUUCUAUUUAAUACUUACCCUCUAUGGUUUCAGAAGCGACGAAUGAAGUUUUACACAGGCUUUGCAAAUUCAAGUAUGAUAGUGGUACUGUGGAAGAACUCAAUGUUGAUAUGCAAUGUGAAUAGCAGAUGCAAUAGGGAAAAUAGUCCUACAAUAUGCCAAAGCAAUAAAGGAAACUGUAUUUAAGCAACUGCGUGUAUUUCGUAAUGGUCAGCUAAGACUUUUUUAUACACUUGAUCUAAAGGUUACUGUGUAAUUACUUGGUUUUAUCUAAAAGUAGUUCUUAA